CUGAACAACUAUCUAUCUGUCUAUCUAUCAAGAAGGGUAAUUAAAAUGAAAGCACAGUGCUAGUAUAGUUGCAGUCGGGAUUUUGAGAGAAUAAAAAUCAGUGUUAAGAACGUUGUUUUGCUAACUGUACAUGUCAUGUUAGCUGGGUCUUACGUUAUCUGUGGAAAAGCCAAUAUUGAGUCACCGUCUGUAAAACGCUGUGAAAUAACUUUGAAUCUUACAGUCGUGAAGAAGAAAGGUAGCAUUUGCAGUUUUUUUUUCUCACCGAAGAGAAAGGUGACACAAAUAGAAAAUGAACAAUUGAGUAAGGGUGAUGUGGAAGGAGAGAGAGAAGGGCAAAAGAAAUGGGAUGAAAUACAAGGCAAUGGUGACCAGGGACAGGAGGAGGUUGGAGAACGCCACAGUGCUGAAGAGAUGGAGGAGGCAGAAAGCGGGAACGAUGACGUGCAGGGUUCAGAGUUCAGAGAGUGCCUGAUCCAUCAGCAACCAUCUCCAGUCGAGCUGGUCCUCAUGACGUAUCCAAGUCCAGGUACGAGGUGCCAGCGCAGCCAAUGCGAGACAGUUUCCCUAAGACACUCCAGGGAGGAGCCAGAAGAAGCUUCCGCAGCGACUGGUACAAAGUUCAUCCCUGCGUUCUUCACGUGCCUCCCGCUUCACGACCCACUCCAACGACACCGUCAAGCUCUUCCACCUCCUCACAUUUCCUGCACGUUCCUUGUUCCUAGGGACCACGAUCACGCCUUGGAUACACGACCUCUGAGCCACUACUAAAUAAACCAUUCU
This is a messenger RNA of Phycodurus eques (leafy seadragon), 783 nucleotides long. RefSeq lists its product as uncharacterized. The transcript has 3 exons. Bases 136 to 771 code for a protein of 211 amino acids. NCBI's taxonomy places the organism in Eukaryota, Metazoa, Chordata, Actinopteri, Syngnathiformes, Syngnathidae. The record is from RefSeq and is a predicted model, not a curated record.